AUGGGCAAACGAAAGAAGGCAGCAAAGAAACCCCAGGGGAAAAAGAUGAACGAACCCCUACCCACCACAUUCCCUUGUCUAUUCUGCAAUCACGAAAAGUCAGUUUCUGUCAAACUGGAUAAGAAAGCUGGUGUUGGCCAGCUGUCCUGCAAAGUCUGCAGUCAGCAGUUCCAAUGCUCUGUCAAUUAUCUUUCAGCCGCUGUUGACGUUUACUCGGAUUGGGUUGAUGCUUGCGAUGCAGUUGCUAAAGAGGGCGGCGAAGAAUAUGGCGGCGAUCUAGCACCCGCGCGCGCUCCUGCUGCUGGGAGACUCAGUCAAGGCAGACCCAAGGAUGAGGAGGAGGACGAUAACGACGAUGAUAUUCUGGACGAUGAGGAUGGGCUCGGGGGCGGAUACCGUGGGAAUGGCAUAGUUGCAGACGAUGAGGAGUAUUAG
Messenger RNA from Venustampulla echinocandica, 435 nucleotides. RefSeq lists its product as uncharacterized. The record is from RefSeq and is a predicted model, not a curated record. Bases 1 to 435 code for a protein of 144 amino acids. The transcript has 4 exons. Gene Ontology annotation, cellular component: transcription elongation factor complex. Gene Ontology annotation, molecular function: RNA polymerase II complex binding. Gene Ontology annotation, biological process: transcription elongation by RNA polymerase II. NCBI's taxonomy places the organism in Eukaryota, Fungi, Ascomycota, Leotiomycetes, Helotiales, Pleuroascaceae.